Molecule: messenger RNA, 1118 nt
Organism: Camponotus floridanus (Florida carpenter ant)
Lineage: Eukaryota; Metazoa; Arthropoda; Insecta; Hymenoptera; Formicidae
Exons: 6
Coding region: 4-1002 (332 amino acids)
Biological process (GO): microtubule cytoskeleton organization
Cellular component (GO): cytoplasmic microtubule; cilium
Molecular function (GO): microtubule binding
Source: RefSeq, a predicted model, not a curated record
AAAAUGGCGCAGACAGAAUGCAAGAAAUAUGUUACGUGUCCUAUGUGUAAAGGUGCAGGUAAGUCUGCAACGUGCACAGCAAUGGAAAAGGCUUCUGUAUCUAUUCAGCAUGAGAAUAUAAAUCCAACGCAAUUUGUAAGAACACGGUUUAUCGAAACGAUGUAUUCAGGGGCUUCGGGAGAUCCACGAUUAUCCGAUGGCAAACAUUCCAAGGAUGUUAAUCCUACGACCCAUUAUGGAGAUUAUGCAGCUCUGCUAGAGGAUGAUUAUAUAGGAACACCAGAGGAAGCUGCGAAUCUACAAGAAACACUUAAACACGCGCUCCAAAGUUUAAAGCAGGAUCAAUGGCAGAGCACUAUACCAGCUCUAAUAAAGCUCAUGCAUAUUUCUAGAAUUCAGCCGGAAUUGUUGGACUCUAGUAUGCCUCGCAUAUAUCGAAGUUUGUGCAGUUUACUGAAGAAUACGAGACCUCAUGUCGUCAGGACUGUCUGCCAAGUGGCGAUGGAAUUAUACAAGACAGUCCAGUGUACGCAAAGACCUGAGUUUGAUGAACUUGUAUCUAUGUUACUUUUAAAAAGUACGCACACGAACAAGGGGAUUCGAAAUGAUGCUCAACGUGCCCUGGAUUCUAUGGUGACACAUUUGCCUCCUGGAAUUUGUAUCCGGAUAUUAACCAAUGAACAUGGAACCAGUCACAAGAAUCCAUUAAUAAGAGCGACCAUAAGUCGAUUGCUUUAUAAUAUUAUUAACAUUAUUGGAGUGGAAUGUUUAUUGUUAAACCCAAGUCUUAAGGAUUGUCGCCGAAAGAUAUUUACAAUGUGUGCCAAAUUUCUCCUCGAUGGUAAUAAUGAAACAAGGAAUGAUGCGAAAAAAGCGCUGAAAGCGAUGAUGGGUCAUCAAGACUUUGAGACUCUUUUUUAUCAGGAUGUAGAUUGCAAGAUUAUUAGCAACAUAGAGAAACAAUUAAUAUGUUUAAAGUAUAGUCAGAUUCAUAGCGUGUAACAGUAUUCAUUAUUGUCCCAAUACAAUAUAAUAAUGUGAUAUUUAUUAAUAUUCAUUUCUUUCUUGUGUAAUAAUAUUUCAGUAAUAAAUCACGUUGCGUGUGUGUGAUUAUAUAA